Messenger RNA from Megalops cyprinoides (Indo-Pacific tarpon), 3873 nucleotides. RefSeq lists its product as uncharacterized. The coding region runs from base 1 to 3873 and encodes 1290 amino acids. Lineage: Eukaryota; Metazoa; Chordata; Actinopteri; Elopiformes; Megalopidae. The transcript is spliced from 33 exons. Gene Ontology annotation, molecular function: phosphotransferase activity, alcohol group as acceptor; protein binding; DNA binding. Gene Ontology annotation, biological process: protein phosphorylation. The record is from RefSeq and is a predicted model, not a curated record. Gene Ontology annotation, cellular component: Golgi apparatus.
AUGUCCUACACAGAGGACGUGUUUGGGAGGCAUGAAGAGACGGUGUCUGCGUCGCUGCUCUCUCCCUGCCUGCCUGCUCCUGGUGUGCCUAUCUCUGGCUCUGCACCUCCUCCUGGCCCUGUCCUCCUUCUCAGUCUACCAGGCGUCCUGCGGCCCUCUCUCGCACCCCAAGACCAAGACUCUCAGAGCUCUGGCAGACACCAACCUCACCUCGCCAGGGGCUGGCUCACCCAAUCAAGAUGCUUACCCUGGGCAGGUGGACUUACACAGAGACUCCAGAAGAACCACCAGCCUCAACAAAGACAACAGAAAAGGAAAUGUAGAUUCAAGCGAAGAGGACACGCCGAUCGCCUCACUCAACACAGCUGCCAAAGCGGCCUUCCCAAGCUGCAGGCUCUCUUCAGCCAUCCUCUGUACAACCUGCCGCUCCCACCACUCGAGGAAGGCGAUUGGCUGCUGAAAGUAAAGCCAAAGGCGAAGGACAGCAACAGAGACAGCACGCAGGACUGGCUGAGCGACAGCAGGGAGGGGUACGACGCGGCCCAGUGGAACAGCAGCUCUGAGUCCCACCCUCCCUGGCUGCGAUUCCACCUGGGGAUCUCCCGCUGGCAGCUGUACGACAGGAAGGACCCCAACGUGCAGGGUCUGCUCGAGCAGCUGGCCACACACCGCAUCGUCAGUGCAGUGCAGAAAUCAGGAGGGACACAGCUCAAGCUGGUGAUGUCAUUCCCCAACUAUGGACAGGCUCUCUUCAAACCCAUGAAGCAGGAGAGGGAUGCAGAGACAGACUUCAACCUGUUCUACUUCUCUGACUUUGAGAGACACAAUGCUGAGAUCGCCGCGUUCCACCUAGACAGGGUGCUGGGUUUUAGACGGAUUCCACCUGUUGUUGGAAGGCUGAUUAACGUGACAAAGGAGAUCAGAGACAUCACCACUGACCGCAAACUGGCCAGGACCUUCUACACCUCCCCAGUGGGUAACGUCUGUUUCUAUGGUCAGUGCUCCUACUACUGCUCCACGGAGCAUGCGGUCUGUGGGCGCCCCUUCCUGCUGGAGGCGUCUUUGGCGGUCAUGCUUCCCGACCCCUCCCUGGCACCACGCAGGACCUGGAGGAGCCCCUGGAGACGCUCAUAUAGCCGCAGCAAAAAGGCGCAGUGGGAGAAGGACCCAAACUACUGUACAACAGUGAAGAAGACCCCCCCAUAUGACAGAGGCACCCGAUUGGUGGAUUUGAUUGACAUGGCAAUACUGGACUUUCUCAUGAGUAACAUGGACAGACACCAUUAUGAAACCUUUGAGAAAUUUGGGAACAACACUUUCCUUCUGCACUUAGACAAUGGGAGGGCCUUUGGGCGGCACUCUCGAGACGAGCCCUCCAUACUGGCACCCUUACAACAGUGCUGCAGGAUCCGUCACUCCACCUUGCUGCGACUGCGUCUCCUGUCCCUCCCUCAGUUCCGCCUCAGUGAUGUCAUGCGGGAGUCACUGUCACAGGACCCCCUGGCCACCGUGGCCCCCCUCCUCUCUCAGCCGCACCUCUCAGCCCUAGACCGGCGCCUGGCCACCGUGCUUCAAACCGUGGAUCGCUGUCAGGAGAGACAUCGACACCAUGAGGUCAUCUACAAUGACAUGGACGAGGAGAAAGAGAAGAAGGUCGAAAACAGACAGAGGAGUGGGGGGAGGAAGGAAGAGAGAAUUGAACAGGAGCAGCCUGGUCCUUCUACCCAAAUCACACCCAGCCAGAGAAGGCCACCGAAACCGUCCAACUCCCCAGGUUCUCCACUGCAGAGCAAUGAGACGGACAUCCGGAAAAUAGACAGACUAAUUGUGACCUGUGGGUCCGAAAAGGGCAUCCUGGACAAAUACAAGCUGGAGAAAGGCCGGGUAUGCAUAAAGGUAAAAGACCGCUGGUACAGCCCCUCUGGUUUUGAGCAAUUAGGGGGAAAGGAGAAGUGGAAGAAUUGGAAGCAGAGCAUUCGCUGCAAUGGCAUCCCUUUGGCACAACUGAUUAAGAAUGGUGAAUUGAAAUGCACAAACAAAAUGCGCAGGGGAUGUGCGGUGAAUAAGAAAACGAGACCAUUUCCUUCAAGACGCUCCAUCACAGACACAGAUUCUGAUGAAGAAGAAGAAGAUGAGGAGGAAGAUGACAUUGAAAAUGAACAUGUUGAUCAGGGGGAUGAAAGUCGUAAUGAUGCUGAUAUGUCAGCAUUUGGAGGUAGCUGCUUGGAAGUGACCUGUGGGUCAGUGAAAGGAACUCUACACAAGGAUAGAUUUGUCAAAGACACCCUGGGCCGAUGCAUUCGGACAGAGGACAAGUGGCUGACCCCCACGGACUUUAUGAAGGAGGACCCCAACGUCAUAUCUGGCUCUUGGAAGAAAAGCAUCUUGUACAAAGGAAAAUCUCUCAGCUUCCUCAUUAAGGAGGGGUUCUUGCAUCGCCACUCUCUGCUUUGUGAGUGUGACCUCUGCAUUGGCCAGGACCUGGAAGAUCAAGUAAACGAUGACUGGUGCUUCAUAUGUGGUGUUCAGGGUGAGCUGGUGUGCUGUGACCAGUGUCCUCGUACCUUCCAUGCUAACUGCCACCUGCCAGCUUUGGACGACAGCAUCCUAUGUAACACAGAGAAGUGGAUUUGUACGUACUGUGUGCUAAAGGAGAGCCAGCGAUACAGCUACUCUGGUCUCAUAUCUCCCACAGAGGCCCAGGGCCGUUGCAUAUCUGACUACAUGCUGGUGACAAACAAGACAGACUUCAUGGAGAAGCAGCUGGACCAGGUUGCUGAGAAGUUGAAGGGGAAGCAGUACUCUGUUGUGGGUCAGUUUGUCUCUGACAUCAACCUCAUCUUCGACAACGACACCACAUUCAACAAGGACAAGGGAUUUGAGAGAAUGAGUGCUGAGCUCCAAAUUUUAUUCCAGAAGGAAUUUCAGAGAGUCUUCAAUGUCCAACAGAGGGAAUGGGGAAAUUUCUUGGAGUAUAAAAUGUCCUGCAUUAUGACUUUGUUGCUCAUUUUCUCUCCCGCUCUUCUGCGCAGACCUUCACAGCCUCCCACCCGCAGAGUGUCUUUUGCCUCCAAUCUACCCACCACAGAGGAAGAGGAUGCUGAACAUGUGGGUGGAAGCCGAAAUGGUGUAGAUACGUCGACAUUUGGAGGCAGCUCCUUCCCAGUGACCUGUGGGUCAAUGAGGGGGACUCUGCACAAAAAUCGAUUUGUUGACGACACCCCCAACCGAUGCAUUCGGACAGAGGACAAGUGGCUGACCCCCAUGGACUUUAUGAAGGAGGACCCCAGCGUCACCUCUGGCUCUUGGAAGAAAAGCAUCUUGUGCCAGGGAAAACCUCUCAGCUUCCUCAUUAAGGAGGGGUUCUUGCAUCGCCACUCUCUGCUUUGUGAGUGUGACCUCUGCAUUGGCCAGGACCUGGAAGAUCAAGUAAAUGAUGACUGGUGCUUCAUAUGUGGUGUUCAGGGUGAACUGGUGUGCUGUGACCAGUGUCCUCGUGCCUUCCAUGCUAACUGCCACCUGCCUGUUUUGGAGGACAGCAUCCUUGGUAACACAGAGAAGUGGAUUUGUACGUACUGUGUGCUAAAGGAGAGCCAACGAUGCAGCUACUCUGGUCUCAUAUCUCUCACAGAGGCCCAGGGCCGUCGCAUCUCCGACUACAUGCUGCAUUGCCAGUGUCUCCUAUUGUGUCUGUACAAGAGAGUUUUCUCAUCCGGACACUGCCACACUGUGAUGAACAGGAGGGUAGUCGUUGAGAAAGGACUGGAAACUGUCACUGAGAAACUGCAGGGCAAGCAGUACUCUGUCGUGGGUCAGUUUGUCUCUGACAUCAACCUCGUCUUUGACAACUGUGUCACGGUGAACAAGGUCUGA